Messenger RNA from Puntigrus tetrazona (Sumatra barb), 2724 nucleotides. It is a transcript of the gene rbm28, whose product is annotated as RNA binding motif protein 28. The transcript is spliced from 19 exons. The record is from RefSeq and is a predicted model, not a curated record. Bases 184 to 2505 code for a protein of 773 amino acids. Gene Ontology annotation, molecular function: RNA binding. Lineage: Eukaryota; Metazoa; Chordata; Actinopteri; Cypriniformes; Cyprinidae.
AACUUCCUGUAGAGCAGAAACAUGUGAGAGAACGUGCCUUAUGGUCCUCGCACUGUUUACAGAAAUUCAUAUGACAGAGUCUUUAGUGGUAUCGCGACUUGUAUAUAAUACCUGUAAUCAAGAGCGCUGUUUCAGAGACGUUUGCUGGCUGUGAAGAACAGUCGAGCUGAACUCGUGUCGAAAAUGCCAGCAGUCACUUUAUUCGUCCAGAAACUACCCGCAACAGCCACCAGUGAAAACCUAGCUGAGGUUUUCUCUGAAGUAGGUCCGCUGAAGAAUUGCUUUGUUGUCAAGGACAGAGAGACUGAAAAAUGUCGUGGCUUUGGAUACGUUUGCUUCUCAAUGGAAGAAGAUGCACAGCGGGCCAUAAAAGAAGUCAUCGAGUUUGAAGGGAAGAAGAUAUUGGUGACUGUGGCAAAGAAAAAAAUUAGCGAUAAGAAAAAGAAAAAAGUAAACGCAGAAGGAGAUUCAGAAGAUAACAAGCAACCAAAGCAUACACCAACAGAAACCACAAGCCCUGCAAAGAGUACAGGCAUAAAAAAGAAUCAACUGAAAGCUCGACUGAUCAUCCGAAAUCUCAGUUUUAAGUGUGAGGAAGAUGAUUUAAAACGGAUCUUCUCUGGGUUUGGAACAGUGACGGAGGCCAAGAUUCCCCUAAAACCAGAUGGAAAGAAGCGAGGUUUUGCGUUUGUGCAGUUUAAGAACGUGGCGGAAGCUGGAAAAGCUCUGGCUGCGAUGAACCUGAAGGAGAUCAAAGACAGGCAGGUGGCUGUGGACUGGGCCAUUGCAAAAGACAAGUAUCUCACCAACCGAUCAACCGAUGCAGCUGGAACCAUCAAAGAAGAGAGUGUGAAUUCUAAGGGUCCAGGAGCUGAUGGGAAUGAAGAAAAAGAGGCCAAGAAAAAGCCCACAUUACAGGAGGAAAAGGAUGACUCAGAAGAAGAAGAAGAAGAGGCAUCCGAGGACGAGGAGGAGGAUGAUGAUGAUGAUGAUGAAGGCAAUAGUGAAGAUGAUGGUGCAGAAAGUGACUCUGAAUCUCAGCAGACAGACAAUGAUGACAGUGAACCUGAUGAUGAUGAUGAUGAUGAUGAUGAUGAUGAUGAUGAUGAUGACGACGACGACGACGACGACGACGACACUGAAGGAAAAACUCCUCCAAAGAAGAGGAGAAACCCUCUUCCUUCAGAUGUGAAUGAGGGAAGAACCGUCUUCAUCAGAAAUCUGGCCUUUGACACGGACGAAGAGGGUUUGGAAGAAGUGUUGUUGCAGUUUGGAGAGCUAAACUACGUGUGUGUGGUGAUGAGCGCAGACACGGGAUAUUCAAAAGGUUGUGCAUUUGCUCAGUUCAAAAGUAAAGAAGCGGCAGACAGAUGUAUCGCUGCUGCUGAGGCUGAAAGUGAAAAAGAGUUUAGUGGCUUUAGGCUUGAUGGCAGGAGGUUGAACAUUGUGCCUGCCGUGAACAGAGACGACGCUGCCAAGUUCAAGGACAAGAAAGUGAAAACUCACACAGGCGUCAGGAACCUCUAUCUCGCCAGAGAAGGCUUGAUUCGCGCCGGAUCCAAGUCUGCAGAGGGAGUUUCAGAAACUGACAUGGCCAAGAGAACAAGAUUUGAGGAGCUGAAAAGGGCAAAGUUAAAGGACAUCAACGUUUAUGUGUCUAAAACACGGCUGUGUGUUCAUAACCUGCCUAAGUAUGUGGAUCAACAGAAAUUUCGGAAGCUCUCUUUCUCCGCUGCUGGUGGUAAAGGGGUCUGCAUCACUGAGUGUCGGGUGAUUUAUGACAAGAAGCCUGUUCGUGGUCAGGUGAUCGGGAAGUCUCUGGGAUAUGGCUUUGUGGAGUUUAAAGAGCACGAACAUGCCCUACAGGCCCUACGCCACCUCAACAACAACCCAGACAUUUUUGGACCCCAAAAGAGACCCAUAGUGGAGUUCUCUCUGGAGGAUGGAAGGAAGCUGAAACUUAAAGCCGCCCGUUUGGAAAACAGCAAGAAGCAACUCAAAAAAGGGAGUAGCCAAAAAGGAGAGCAACUGCCGCAGAAGCAGAAGCAGCAGCAGCAUUCAGAGAAAAAGAAAGGACCCUUGAGGAAAGAAAGCGUAGUUAAUGUUAUUAAACAGGAGAAGGAACAAGGAAUCCAUUACAGCGGCUUUAUGACCAAAUCAGAGGUGGAGCAUGUCGAAAUGAAGGACGGCAAAAAGCGGCCCAAGGUUCUGCACAUGCCUUCACACAGAGGCCCAAAGAUCAGAAAACGAGAUAAAGGUAAACCACCCAUGAUACAGCCCAAGAAACAGAAGCAAGGUCCCAGCAGGAAGGAGAGAAAGAGGUCUGCUUUCAUUGAGAAAUCCAGCAUGAACAGGAAACCGUUGCAGAAUGGCAAACCUGCAAAGAGAAUCUUCCAGAAUAGAGAAGAUGUCCGCUUUGACACACUGGUGAACCAGUACAAAAAGAAACUAAUGGGAACAUCAAAUACAAAGACUGCAAUCAAGAAGAGCAAGUGGUUCAGCUGAACAUGACAGGCUGAAAGAAAAUGUCAAAAUGUUGAAAAACUCUCACAGAAGGACUAAGUUUAAUACUUGUGACGCUUGAGUUUUUUAAAAAAGUAAGUUUUUCACCAUGUGAUGAAAUACUUCUUGUUUGCCUCAGAAGUAUUUACUUUAUAGAAAUAACAGAAUGCAGAGAUGGUUUCAAUAUGCAUGUUUGUUUUUUAAACUACAUGUUUGUCAAGA